Messenger RNA from Priapulus caudatus, 3407 nucleotides. RefSeq lists its product as uncharacterized. The record is from RefSeq and is a predicted model, not a curated record. The transcript is spliced from 27 exons. Gene Ontology annotation, cellular component: CatSper complex; sperm principal piece. Lineage: Eukaryota; Metazoa; Priapulida; Priapulimorpha; Priapulimorphida; Priapulidae. The coding region runs from base 249 to 3065 and encodes 938 amino acids. Gene Ontology annotation, biological process: flagellated sperm motility; sperm capacitation.
UGUUGGUUCCACAUGGAGCAAGGGCAAGAUGCAAAUAAUAUGUUUUAUUCAAGAGGUCAAUAUGCCUGUCUUCCUCAAUUUAUGAUGUUUGGUUUCUAUGGUUACUUAUCAUACAAUUUGCGUAACAGAGGUGAUGAAUGCAUUUAAGUACGCAUUUAUUUUUGGCAAAUUUUCCCCUUGAAAUGUGAUGCUGGUUGGUCUGAUUGGUCUGAUUUGGUCUGAUUGGUCAUUGGUUAACACCAUUGUCUAUGAAUAGAUGGCAGCACAAUACAGUCGUAACGGAGUUGAUAAAAAUGUAUCGAGCUAUCUUUGGAAAUGAAGAUAUGUUCACAACCAGGAGUAUCAUAGAACUACACUAUGUCACUGUGGAGAAUGAUGAAGCUAUUGAGUGGCAAGCCUCAAGAACUUGCCUGGUGUCCAACAGCAGUGCACAUACUACUGAGGUGACAUGUCCAGCAGCAGGUCAGUUUGGCUUUGCAGUGAAACACGUGUUAUCAGAUGUGACGGAUCCAGUUCGCUAUAUCACCGUAUCUAACAAUCACGCUUGCUACUCCUGGUACCUAGUUGUUAGUAGUGUGGAAAAAGAUUGGUCAAGACAAAAUCUAGAAUUGAAGUUAUGGAUUUUAGAUGUUCUGCACCAGAGUGUGGGUGAAACCAAUAGGACAAGUUUGCAGCCAUCUCAGUACUCAGCAAGCAUCACUCGAGUAUUUUACACCAGGGGGCAGGACCCAACGCUCUCAGAAAUGCUUCACAAUGCAGACGACUUUAAAGACUGGUUCUCUCCACUGAAAUUUGACGAGGCUUGCAGCUGUUGGAUGUUUACAAGUAACUCUCAGUCUAGUAUGGCCAUGCACCAUCAGUUAGCAGUGAAGAUCAGCGGGAGUUUGUUCGGUCUGUACGACUGUUUUGUCGACGAUACUGUUGUAAUGCUGACCAUGCCAAAGUUUCCACUACCUGCUGCGGGAGCUGACGAUCCUGAUGUGUUCAUAGCAGCAGUAGCGACCCCUAUUGCCAUCAGGGAUGCCUGUGAUGAGAAUGUCGCAGCUAUAGUGGGCACCGACUCCUUUCUUCUUACACAGGACAACUUCAGGACCGUGACCAAAGUCAGAAUCCCAGAACAGGCUCUUGGUUCGCGGUCCAUCCUAUCUGCUGCCUUCAGUUCCAACCACGUCGCCUUGCUUACCGACGAUGCUCUCUACAUGUGUGGAGAUGAAGGGAACUCCUGCCUGUCUGCUGAAGGAUUACCAGCUACAGGAUUGCUGGGUGUGAAAGGGCGAGACUGGUGCUUCAUGGGCUUGUCUAGUGGGGGCAUGAACAAGAUGUUUGCGGUCUGGAAUGCCAGCUCCGUGUUCAUAAAUAAUCCGGACAAUUUUGGAACAUUUGUGGAACUAGAUCUUCCCACGGAUUUGCUGCCAGGCAUUCCGGCUAUUGUACAUCAUGUUGCAUUUGGAGCAAGUGAUCAUUUAAUUGGAGCCAUGGUCUCCCCUGCUAGUGACGUGUCGCAGGUGCUACUGCUGGAGUUUAACAUGCAAGAUGUUAGCUGGACUGCGACAGAACUGCAGAUACAGAACCAUGAGCAGCCUGAUGACUUCAGGGCAGGGCUGAUGUAUCUUCUUGCUGGCGUUCCAACCUACCUCUACUGGUCACCAUUUACGAUGUUCAUGCAGACCACUCGCGUGGCAGGAGGUGCCUCGGAUGACAUGUUGCUCUACUCGACCACCCUGUCCCAGGAGGCCAUCCAGCAGGUUGCGGCUACACACGGUGACUACCUAAUACAGCUCGACAACAACAAAGCAUUGUUUGGGAAAAUGGGCCUACAGUCAACAGUACAGAUAGAGUUGGGUUACCUGAGUGACAGCAAGGUGGCGCUAGUGUAUGAUGCGAUGGGGGCGCCCUACGCGUUGACAGCGACCGACGGCACCGUCGACGUGCGAAAGCUGCCGCUGCGAAAUGAGAUAGAGAGCACCCUCUAUCCAGAGAGGAAGUGUCAGUACAUACACUUUGACCAUAACGUCACGUCGCUCCUCUACCAUCUGGACUUGGGCGAAACUUUGUUGCUGUGGGCAUCGGUCGUGUACAAGGCAACCUAUGCUCAGUCUGUUCGGAUACUAAGUCAUGGCUCCACGUGUCUGGUGUGUGAGCCGACAACAACGUCAUUACAGGGUGGUCACAAUAUUCUAGCGCAGAAUACGACUUUCCUGUUCCACCUGGAUGGAAAGUACAUGGAGAACACCUCUUAUGGAGACUGGUCUUCCAACAGCACAGGAAUCGUGUCCUUCGAACUUCGCCCGGAAUUGUUCGAUGUAGACUGUCCGUCUCCCGUCCAAGUGGUAGCGCAGAUAUCGGUGGGUUGCCAUCCCAGUCGCCACAUCAGGGUCUACAGAGCCGAUGGCAACGGCACCUGUGAAAGGCUGUACAACUAUACGAUAUCGGCACGCCAUCUGUUGGACGAAAAGGAGGAUGUCGUGGAGGAAUACGACUGGGAUGCGCUGGGAUGUCCGCACAUGGCCCACAUCAAAGAAAAAUAUGUGCCCGUGCUACACAUGUAUGACGGCGACGUGUUCGUGAAGCAGGUUCACGCGGACUUUGUGAUGUGGGAGGAGCGACGGAGGAGCGACUAUGCGUACAGCGCCACCAUGGGGGAUGUCGGCUGCCUGCGCGAAGCACAGACGUGGGCUGCGAUGAUGGCGGCGGCGCCCCCUAGCACCAACCUCAGCGCCACCUGGUCCACGCAGAAUUACAGGUCGUGCUUCAGCUGGGCGGCGGGGGAGUUUAACGGCUCACAGCUGUACGAAGUGCUCAACUCCAGCGCUGCUUCCUCCAUCGUCUGGGCGCAGAACAUGAGUACCAUACACGUGUUCAACGUGAGAGUCGUUGAUCACGAUUACAGCUUCUGUCAGCUGGAGACGAGGUUCGGAGUGCGCAUCUACGGCGCGACCGAGCCGCAGGACCUGACGACGCUCGCCGUCGCGGUGGGCGUAUUCCUCCUCGCACUUACCGUGGGCCUGGGAUUCACUUACUACUACUACAGGCGGCUGUUCCUGAACGAAUGCAAGGCACUGUGAGUCGCUUGAACUCUGUGUAGUCUUGUCGGAUGGAUAAGUUGGAUGAUCUGUGAGAGCGGGUGAUCUGCUAUUAGAUGGGAGCAAUGGCUCCGACAUUGAGUGGCACAUGCACGUGAAUUAUAUAGCUCAGCGUGCCCAUUACGAAAUCCCAACGUAGGUUAUGGGUUGCCUUUAUAGGAAUGUUGGAUAGAUUUACGUAAUGCUGCCAAUGUGUUAUUAGAGCCAUUACUAACUGCUAUGCCGUCAUGAUGAUAAGUUGCUCUACUAAUCAAAUUCCUUCUAACAUCUGCAAACUGAAAUUAUUCUAUUGAUUGCAGUAAUAAUAUAACAAUUAUAGAUGCA